GUGACUCGAGUGGCCACCCAAAGAAACACAUACCAUUUCUAGUCAAAGGAAAACAUCUGUGCCUACACAAUCGGAGGCCAUGAUAUGGACAUCGUUCUAGCUACCCUUGCAAGCGCUUACUAGCCUUAUUGAUAGCGUGUCCAGGGGGCAAAUUCUCGCUCAGUAAAAAUCAGCAAAGCCCCCGUGCUUCACCAGAAAAUGUCAUCUCACAUCUGCGAGUACGAUACAUCAUGGUCCUCCCUCUGAGGCGGCUUUCUGCCCCAAGGCUCGUUUCCAGUCUCUACUUUUGCUUGGCGAUCACGUGUCUUUUGGUUAUGUUGGCAAGGAUGACUUCCAUGAGAGACGCGGCCGAAGAGGAGCCGGGCAGUUGGAUGACAACACAUGGCCUUCUAGAGCCCACGCUCAAGGUCAUGAUUGUGGGUGACUCCAUGUCUCAAGGCCGAGAGGGCGACUGGACCUGGCGUUUUCGUCUCUGGGAGUGGUUCAAAGACCAAGGCCUUCCUGUAGACUUUGUAGGGCCGUAUAAUGGCACAGCACAGUCGGACUUGCCCUCGCUGCCGGCAACGCCCUCGAGCAAUGAAGAGCCGCAUUGGACGAGUGAGAUCAGAACGAGUGGAGGAUACGCAGCCGGUGUGUCGCAGGACUUUGAUAAGGACCAUUUUGCGAUUUGGGGUCGCGCCGUCGCAAUAGAUAAAGGACUAAUAUACGAUGUUCUCGCUGCCUACCCUGCCGACUUGAUACUUCUGAUGCUGGGCUUCAACGACAUGGCCUGGUUCCACAGCGACGCUGCAGGUACUGUGGACAGCAUGCAGACAUUUAUUUUGAAUGCCCGUGCAGCUAAUCCGAGACUUAAAUUUGCUAUCGCAAACGUUCCCCAGCGAACCUUUAUCAGCGGCCGGGAAGAUCUCCCCGUUAGCACUAAUACAUACAAUGCAUUAUUGCGAGAGGCGAUUCCCGGAUGGACCACCCUGGAUUCACCAGUUGAACUGGUCGAGCUCUACGAGAAUUAUGAUUGCGCGCCGAUAGCGUGUCCAGUGGGUUAUGAUGGCCUUCACCCAAAUGCUCAGGGCGAAUAUCAGAUUGCUCGUGCAUUCACACUCACUCUGGUACAAAGUUUCAGCAUUGGGACCUUUCCGCUGUCUAUUCCUAUCAUGGCGGGCGGGCCAUUGUCUGGAUUAUCCAAUCUUCAAGGUACUGGUGGUCUUCCGCAGGGGGUACCAGACAUGAUACUAUAAACCGGCUACUUUUAUCUCCAGGCCAAUACGAACCGCCACCAGUCUCACUCCCGUCCAUCUACUGCGUCACAAAGUACAGAGAUGGGCUCCUAUGCACAUUGCAUGCCCAGUGUAUAUAGAAGGUCAUCGAGGUCAGGACAGAAUCCCGCAUGGUUCCAUUGGUGGGAACUUGCAAAUGCUAGGAGCCAUGAGCUUUCCUUGGAAAUGAUGAACCAUUUUAUAGAAGACUUCAUGUUUAUGGGAGUACUGUUGUUCCAUAGUUUAGUCCUGGCUUAUAUGCAUAUUUAAGAAAGCUAGAAAGUAAUAAUGAGAGGCAGCCAAGUUGAAGUAACCCACUCGGCCACACUGACAAUUGCUGGGUUGAAAAUGUGCUGUUAUACAUUUUGUCCGGCAAUCUCAGUCAGUGGAUCAGACUCACC
Aspergillus pseudonomiae is the source of this 1654-nucleotide messenger RNA. Its product is annotated as SGNH/GDSL hydrolase family protein. Bases 231 to 1235 code for a protein of 334 amino acids. Gene Ontology annotation, molecular function: phosphatidylcholine lysophospholipase A1 activity. Lineage: Eukaryota; Fungi; Ascomycota; Eurotiomycetes; Eurotiales; Aspergillaceae. The transcript has a single exon. The record is from RefSeq and is a predicted model, not a curated record.